Messenger RNA from Caenorhabditis sp. 36 PRJEB53466, 2953 nucleotides. The record is from the annotation of a GenBank genome assembly. Lineage: Eukaryota; Metazoa; Nematoda; Chromadorea; Rhabditida; Rhabditidae.
AUGAUGAUCAUCCCUUCGACAAUACGAUCCCUGCCAUUCCUAGUCGUUCUUCUUCACUUGGUAUGUUUACACCCUUUUUCUGAUUUCUUUUUUCUGGGUCCAACUUUCCAACGUCUUCAAUUUCAAAUCGGAUUAGAUCAAAGUCAAGUGACCACUUUGUGAUGAAUCACAAGUAUUACACUUUCUAGUCUAUAACAUAAUCAUCGAAGAAGUUCAUCGGGUCACUCUUUCUCUCUCUCUCUCUUUCAAAGUGUAAUAGGGAAGAAGCUAGAUAAUCUUUCUGCUGGUCUCAAAUUGGUACCAAAGUUUUGUAGUCUACAGAGUUGGCUACGAAAAAGAUAAGAACCAAGUGAUCUAAAAUGAUUUUCAAUGUAGAUCAACACAUUUUGUUGCUACUUUUUUUGACUAGAGACCUUGAACACGCGAAAAUGGAAUUUGAAUUCCAAUUCUAUUCUAUUCAAAUUGCGGGUGUCACGGAAAGAAGCGAAGAAGAAGAAGAAGAAGAAGGGAAAGCUUCUUGAAUACGGUCAAUUAUGCGUUUCCUCUCACAGAUCACAUGCGAAUCCUUCCGGCCAGCCAUCCGGGUCCGUCUCAACCGCGCCGUCUUCGAUCAGGCUUCGUCGAUCGUCCGUCAGUAGUUCUUUGAUCAUCGUCAGUCAGCUGAUGUGUUGUGUUCUUGCAGAAGGUCUCGUCGAGUAUGAAGUGCCACGUGUCAAUAUACCGGCGACGCGUCAAUGCUUCACGGAAGGAUGUGUUGAUGUAAGUGUGGAAAGGGAAACGGGAAAUACAUAGUUUCGCAACAAAAAAAAACGAGUGAGUGAAUAGGCGCACUCCUUCCGAAUGUCGUCGUUCCGGCAACCCAGUUUCGUCGCCUUCGAACCGCACUUUCCGAACAAAUUCCGGAUUCGGGUCACCGAUUUUGACUUUGUGUAAGUGGCGACGAGGGAUCACACCUGACCGUCUCUCCGUUUCUCAGAGUGACGGGACAACUCAGCGGAACCAUCACCGUGAUUCUCAGCAUUCCGAUCACUGGCACCGUCGUCGUUACAGGUUUGUCGCCCUAGAACUGGUUCUUUCGAGGACUCGAGGGGCGAAAUGUUGCAAUUCGCAUUUGAAAUUAUAUGUCUGAAGAAAAAACUAUUGUUCAGGAAGAAGUAUCGGGGUCAGCGCGGUUCUGGACUUGCAGAAGACGGUCAACGAUCAGCCGUACCUGCGGUUCAACGAAUGCAAAAUCGAGAACGGCAUCGUGACGGCCCACGUGGCAAACAUGGGACUGCUCACCGACACCGUCAACCAAAAGUUCGGAUCGAUUCUUUCGGGACAAUCGAGGAUUCAGUUGGAAGAGGCCAUUUGCGAGCACAUGAACCGACUCACUCAACUCCAUUUCUCGACAAGACUCGCACGGAUUCCACGGUCACUUUCAGCCAAAGAGCUUCUGGAGAUUAUCAUUUCGGUAUGGGAAUAGUUGGAGGACAUCCUUCAGAAUCAGACCUUUUUCAGAACAACGUGAAGAAGAACCCAACCUCUGCGGCCACCAACUUCGCCACUCUCGUUCGUCAAAAAAGAGCGGCCUCCCCUUCAGAUGACUAUUACGAUGAUAUUGAAAGAACCGAAGGAAAACCAGCCAAGACACUGCCAAAUGGUGAGAACUUUGUCCGAUUAAGAGACGCCUACAAUAUCGGUUUCAGUGAACAUUCGGAAGAUCAGUCUGUCUCGUGAGGACGUCAUCAACUUCUUCAAUAUUGUUCGUUUCUACCGUCUUUCCAACUCGAUCAUCUUUUAUUUUCUGUUUCCAGGACCGUCUCUCGCACAUUCUCAUCGACUUGACUCUUCUGGACGCCGCCUCAACAACGUCCGACUUCUCUUUGGGCAUCUCUGGCAACGUGUACAGCUCAAGAUCACGUACAUGGUUCCUGAAACUUUAUCAAUGAAACUCAGUUAUUUUCAGAAGGAACAUCUCCGUACAUCGCACCGUACCCGUUCAGAAUUCCUCAGAACAAGAAUAGAAGAAUGGUGGAAGUGAUCGUUUCGCAGUACUCUCUCAACAGUCUUCUUUUCCAGGCUCACAGGUAAAUCAGAGAGUCGGAAAGACCUGAAAAAUGUGCAUUCAGAACGAAUUCUUUGAUCUUCCACGUAGAUUCAAAGACUCCGGGAAUCGGAAACCUUCUGAAGACUUCAUGCACUUUGGACGAAGUCUGUAUCGCCGAUGAAAUCACAAAGGUUCACACACACACAACCUUCUCAUGGAUUUAUCAAAACUGAAAAGUUGCAGAUCAAGUCGGUCUACCCGAACAGAAGACUAGAACUGAUCAUCCGAUCGGCGGCUCCGCCCACGGUGACCAUCAACUACGGUAGACUAUUACAAAAGUGAUCAGAAACCAAUUCAAUUCCUUUCCAGACAUGAUGACAAUUUCUAUGAAUGGCCGCUGCAUAUUUUUCCUCGAGGGAACACGUCAGAAGAUUGGCGUCAUUCCAUUCAGCACCGUCGUACAAGUGAACAUGAAAACAGUGGCGGGAAAGUUACAAGGUACGUCGGGAAAGGCUUUUUGACUUUGUCAAUUAGUGGAUCUAUCUUUGGAGUCUGCCGGAUUGUGCUACAAAAUACAUUAUGAUAGGGAUUUCACUGUUCAGGCUCUGUCCUCAUUCAAACUCUCGACUUCUCGCAAGACGUCGACUUCCUGGGACUCUCAGUUUCCGACCUGGACGGUCUGCGACGAACCACCAAAGCCGCCCUUCAGAACUUUGUGAGCUCUGCGACGUCACAAGGAUUCACUCUCUCAACGUCAUCUAUGCAGUGAGUAGCAAGCACAUUUCCCCGUUUUCAAGCCCAUUCUCUUCCAGCUCUCCGCUCCGUCUCUUCCAUCCCGAAGUCUCAUUUCUUCCCGGCGCUCUGCUGCUCCAGGCCGACGUGGAUCUCUAUCGAUCACUUUAUUCGGCACGCAAAUCCGCCUAA